CACACGUCGAGCGAGGCGAGCAUCGUCUGUUGGCAACAUGACUGCCGCGAUGAUCAACAUGAGGUUAUGUCAGGCGGAGCUAAUGAAGCAACUAACGCCGGACCUUGACAGCGACCGACGCUGCACGAAACUUAACAACACCGUCGAAGCAAGAGACAGGCGCCCCGCCGACGGCAUGGGCGCGUCCCCCGAGCACAAGGCGGCGCCACUGUACACGUGGGGGGCGCAGCAGGCAGGCGAGGAUGCCUUGGCAGAUGCGCAACAGCAGCUAUGGGGCGCCUCGGUGCAAGCGCAGCAGCAGCUAGGGGGUGCCUCGGCGCACGCGUUGACGCUGCGUCUGUGCAAGCACGCGGAGGAACUGGAGCGCCACCUGUCGGUCAUCUCAUCACUCGUUGAGAUGAUGCGGCAGCAGAGCGGCGAUCACGUGCAGACGCCCGCGCCGCAGCAGCAAAACGCGUGAGACACCGGGGAGCGGUGAGGCGCCCGAGACAUGCGUGAGAAGCCGGGGAGCGGUGAGGCACCCGAGACACGCGUGAGAUGCGUGAGAAGCCGGGGAGCGGUGAGGCACCCGAGACACGCGUGAGAAGCCGGGGAGCGGUGAGGCGCGUGAGACGCCGGGGAGCGGCGAGACGUGUGAGACGCCCGGGAGCGGCGAGGCGCGUGAGACGCCGGGGAGCGGCGAGAUCCUUAUCGUUUUUAGCCGUUUUUUUUGCGUUUGUAUUGCAGCAGCAUGUGACCUUGCGAUGAUCAUUUGAAUUUGUCUAAAAUGAUCGAAUGUCAGUUUCAUAAUGCAGUAAAUAUGUAAAGCAGAUGGUUCCAUACCAACAUGUAUUUUCGAUGUACAAUGUGAUUAUCAUAUACAUUGGGCACUGUAAAAUUGUUUAUAAAUGGGACUGAGGAUAGCGAGUGUAACUGAAUGGUGAUGGAUCCAUGCUUUCAUAUAGAUUCCUCGUCUUUCCCAAUCAUUCUUCCAACAGUGAAUCAUAUUUACUAAUAAUUAUUUAAAAAAAGGAUUAUAAUUGGAACCCAGGGGUAUCAGCUCUUGCGUUUGAAUUCUGUGAAUAUGUACGUCUGCCGAGGGCACAGAAAGUUGUAUGUCGAAGCUGCAUCCAAGUUACUUAAAACAGAAGUUAAAUCUAGUACAUGAGUGCAUUAGUCAGUGGCGGUAAGGGAGUUAAGGCACGUGGUGGAGUGAGUGAAUCUCGUCGGAGGCGCACGUGGCGUCGCCAAAGUGAUCUGUGAUAAAUAGACGUUUAAUCUGUAAAUAAAGUAACAAAUGUGAUGACUUCACUUUCAUGCACAAACGUGUUCGCGUGACGUGGUGCGGCGCGGGGCCUGCUGGGUCCCCUAGACACCGAACGCACAAAGUUGCAGCAGGCGCGGGUUUUCGUGACUGCAAUACAUGUUGCCGUGGAGGGACGAGCAGUGUUAUCAAUCGCUGCAAGAUGUUGGAAGUUAAUCGGUAGAAUUGUGUGCACGUACUAGUCUGUAAUAGCAGGAAUAGGAUUAUACAGCGUCAUUCCACGUCUCCCAGCAUGAUAGAUCUAUUGUUAUUGUUAUUGUAGAUAUUACGUUCUGUAGUUAGUCGAGUGGUAUAUGAACAUCAUUAAGAACAACUGGAUAAUGUUGCAGCAUGUGUUUCGAUCUGUCCGUUACUUCUCUCGCAGUACUGCGGUGCCGUCAUGGGUGGAUAAAGGAGCUUUUGCGUUUUCGUGACAAAUUUUUUGCCUACAGAAUAUCAUGAACAUAUCUAGACUAGUUGUAGGAGAACUUAUCUAUAUAUACAAUAUUAUAAACUUAAAAUGAACAUAAACAUAUCUAUACUAUAUUGUAUAGACAUGUUCAUGACGACAUCGAAAUCUACCACUGAAUAUGUGCAGAAUAAUCAUUUCACCUCUAGCAUCAAAACUUUAUUAAAAAUCUCAAGUCACAAGAUAUUGUUGGACACAAACAUCCCAGCAGUAUGAAGCAUGUGAUAACAGAGUUUAAUUCGACUUGUCUCUCACUGAACACUUUUUUACAAAAACAUUAAAAUAACAUUCUAAGUA
Priapulus caudatus is the source of this 2048-nucleotide messenger RNA. RefSeq lists its product as uncharacterized. NCBI's taxonomy places the organism in Eukaryota, Metazoa, Priapulida, Priapulimorpha, Priapulimorphida, Priapulidae. The record is from RefSeq and is a predicted model, not a curated record. The transcript has 2 exons. Bases 38 to 460 code for a protein of 140 amino acids.